Messenger RNA from Bufo gargarizans (Asiatic toad), 2967 nucleotides. RefSeq names its product non-receptor tyrosine-protein kinase TNK1-like. NCBI's taxonomy places the organism in Eukaryota, Metazoa, Chordata, Amphibia, Anura, Bufonidae. The record is from RefSeq and is a predicted model, not a curated record. Gene Ontology annotation, molecular function: ATP binding; protein binding; protein tyrosine kinase activity. Bases 366 to 2474 code for a protein of 702 amino acids. Gene Ontology annotation, biological process: protein phosphorylation. The transcript has 14 exons.
GCUGGGCGAGACGUACAGCCAGGCGGUGACGGGGACACGAGAAUCUGGAUAGACAGGUUGUGGUCAGGGGAGAAAGUAGAAGGAGGAGAGAGCGCAGAGCACGGAAGAGAUCACAGGUAUAAAUGUAUGUCACGGAGACCGUCCUGUACCCAUAACCUACUGAGAGACAUAUAUAUAUAUACUGAGCGGAGGUCUAAUAGACUGUACAAGAAGGGGGUACAGAGAGAGAGCUGAGGACUGUCUGACAGAGUGCACAGACACACCUCACUGGAGCUCUGACUAGACCCCCGGAGACAGAAGAGACAGUCCCGCUGGUGUGGAUUCAGGCUUCUCGUCUUCGCUUUGGCCGUCUCGCAGGUGCUGAGAUGGUGACAGAAGAAGGGGGCGACUGGCUGCUCGCUGUCCUGCGGGAGGUCCAGCUGGAGCAAUUCCACUCCAAAAUCCAGGAUGAACUCAACAUCACGCGACCGGGACACUUCGACUUUGUCAAACCAUUUGACUUGGAUCAGAUCGGAAUGGGAAGACCAGCACAGAGAAGACUCUUUGAAGCACUGAAGCGAAGGAAGCCUCCAGUGCGCCCAAAAUCGUGGAUGUACAAGAUGUUCUCCACAAGAAGCCCUGACAGCCCAGAUUCUGCCCCAUUCCCGGAUUCUGUCAUCUCGCCAUCGUCUUCCUCCCCCAAGGGGGAUCCAGACUGCUCCCUGAAAUGCUUGAUCAACGAGCGGGACCUAAGCCUGUUUGAGCGCUUGGGGGAUGGAUGUUUUGGCGUGGUCAGAAGAGGAGAGUGGAGGAUACCAGGCGGAAGAGUGGUGAAUGUCGCAGUAAAGUCCCUCCGGUCAGAUGCUGGCUCAGACCCCGACGCGCUGCUCGAUUUCCUGCAGGAGGUGAAUUCCAUGUACGCCUUGGAUCACCCGCACCUCAUACGCCUGUAUGGUGUGGUCCUGGCGCAGCCGCUGAAGAUGGUGACGGAGCUGGCACCUCUGGGAUCCCUCCAUGACACCCUGCGCUCACGUUACGGCACCUUCCCUCUGCCGCUCUUGUGGUCGUACGCCCUGCAGAUCGCCUCAGGCAUGAGCUACCUGGAAUCCCGCAAGUUCAUCCACCGGGACCUGGCAGCACGAAACAUCCUGAUGAGCAGUGAGGAGGUGGUGAAGAUUGGCGACUUCGGGCUGAUGAGGGCGCUGAACGGGCACAGCGACCAUUACAUUAUGUCUGCUCACCGCAAGAUUCCCUUCGCAUGGUGUUCCCCAGAAAGUCUGAAGAUCGGCACCUUCUCUCACCCGUCCGAUGUCUGGAUGUUUGGGGUGACCCUGUGGGAGAUGUUCACCUAUGGCCAGGAGCCUUGGCUGGGAUUAAGCGGACGACAGAUCCUAAACAAAAUUGACCGUGAGGGCGAGCGGCUGGAGCGGCCGGAUGAUUGCCCACAGGGCCUGUACUCCAUCAUGAUGAGGUGCUGGGCCCACAAACCAGAGCAUCGCCCCAACUUCAGCAACCUGAUGGCCCUGAUCCAGGAGGCGCGGCCAGUUGAGGUUCGGGUGCUGCAGGAUGUGAUGGAUGCCAAUUUGCUGCGUCUGGACGCUGGGGACGUGGUCACCCUCAUUGAUGUCGGGUCAGACUUGCAGAUGUGGAGGGGGCAGAACCGCCGAACCCUGAAAGUGGGACAGUUCCCAUCUUCACUGGUCAGCCCGGAGGACAUGGCUCAGGCGCGGAGCUGUGUACAGAUGACGAGCGGCCUGGGGAAGCUGUCCCUGGGAGAUGCUGAAGCUGAGAGCGAGAGGAGGAACAGAGGGAAGGAAGCUGCACGGAGAGGAGGAGGCGCAGGAGGAGGAGUGAAGUUACUGCGCAUGCAGGGGCUCUCGAAAAGUCUGGAGUCUCUGUCAGACUUCGGCCAGCAGAACACUCGUCAGAACCGGCCCGGACCCAAGAGCCGCGUGCGAGACUUGGAGAGCUCUCCACCCCGCGAGCCGUCCCCCAGAAGAAUGAGCGACCUCCCGCCCCGGAGGAUCCUCGCCAACCUCCGCCCCCCUGUCCUGCCCAAACCAAAACUGCCCGCCCCCAAGGAGAGGCACCUCCCCCUUCCCAGCAUGGACUACCCCUCCCCACAGAUGAGCCGCACCAGCAAAGAGAAGUUCUCAUCAUCUCCGGCCCUGGCACCUGCUGGGGAUGUAGUCCAUCGUUUACCGUCAGACGGAAAGACGGCGUCACAGAAAGGAGGCUCAGCCGAGAGCGACCUCCAGAGGAAGGUCAAGGAGGUGGAGGAGCGAGUUCAUGGAGUGACGACAGAAGAGAGCCGGGGCGCCCUGCGCAGCUAUGGUGGUGAUGUCACCCGCGCUGUGCAGUCUCUGAAGGUAGAGCAGCUGUACAAUGUGAGUCGGCACAGUAAGGAGGAUUGCCGGCGGAUCCUGGAGAAGUGUCAGUGGAACCUGGAGGCUGCUUCCCGCUACGUCCUGCGCAGAGCCUUGCACCCCCAGUGACCGGGUCACCAAAGUGAACUGGAACCUUGCUUAGUGGGUGGACAGAGUCCAUGAAGACUGAGGACGCCCCGCGUGGCUCAUGGGGUCUGCCAGGAAGGACGGGCAGGCGGUGGUUGCCAUAUUGAGGACCCUGGGGUGCUGGACGUCUCAGGGGGUCAUGGUGAACCCUAAAUGACUCAGGAACAGACCCUGCUGUACAUUUACCACCAGAUGGUAUUGUACGUUACAGGAGAGGCAGGAAGUGUCAUCAGAGGGUCACAGCUGUCAUCUUGGAGGUGACAUCUGCAAGAACUAAAAGUGUGUCCUCAUGACCAAAUCUGUGCCAAAAUCUUCUGUGGUAUUAAUGUGGACUUGUUGGAGGACUACAGCUCCCAGCAUAGACGGAGAACAUUGCUGGCUGACAUGUGAAGCCGAUAUGCAGUAUUAGGACAUUACACACAUGAAGGAGAAUUGCAUGUUAUUACCGGAUGUAAUAAAUCUAUAAUCACUCUGA